UUUUAGGCAUUUUGAGGUUAUAUUGGUUUGGUGUUUGUUUGCAAUCAAAUAAUUGUAUUUCUGUGAACUUACAGCUACAAAAGAUUAAAUAAUGGCAAAGCACCACCCAGACUUGAUAUUUUGCCGAAAACAGCCGGGAGUUGCUAUCGGAAGGUUAUGCGAGAAAUGCGACGGCAAAUGUGUCAUAUGCGAUUCAUACGUGCGUCCCUGCACACUGGUUCGUAUUUGUGACGAAUGCAACUAUGGGUCAUAUCAAGGAAGAUGCGUUAUUUGUGGAGGUCCCGGCGUCUCAGACGCGUACUACUGUAAAGAAUGCACAAUACAGGAAAAAGACAGAGACGGAUGCCCAAAGAUUGUGAACCUCGGCAGUUCAAAGACUGAUCUAUUCUAUGAGAGGAAAAAGUAUGGCUUCAGGAAACACUAGCAUCUGGUGUGUGUGUGAUGUGUGCAGACUUCAGGAAGGUGACUUUUUGUGGUUUACCUUUUUAUGAUUUACUUAGGAUAAUUUAUGGACUCUAUUUCAUUUAUGAUGAUGUUGUAUGUGAAUUCCAACCAUUAUAAAAUGUGUUACAGACAUUUUCCUAUUAUAGUAUUCCUUGUAUCUGCUAUAAGUAAUACUGUAAAUAAAAAUACUUAAAAUGGA
Molecule: messenger RNA, 643 nt
Organism: Plutella xylostella (diamondback moth)
Lineage: Eukaryota; Metazoa; Arthropoda; Insecta; Lepidoptera; Plutellidae
Gene: Phf5a
Product: PHD finger protein 5A
Biological process (GO): mRNA splicing, via spliceosome
Source: RefSeq, a predicted model, not a curated record